AUGGAUCCGAGGAUUAAUGGAUGGAUGGGUGGAUCAAGAAUGGGUUCGGGGCAGAUUCAACGACUGCCAAAUCGAACAAUUACGUCGUCAAACUGUGAGACUGCCAAGUUGUCAACCACUGACGGCAAUGUAGCUCUCCAGGAGGAGUCCACUCUCACCCAUCCAACUGCUCGACUGUCUUCCCUCAUCCCUUACUCGUGCAUACGAUGA
Messenger RNA from Echinococcus granulosus, 210 nucleotides. RefSeq lists its product as hypothetical. The transcript has 2 exons. Bases 1 to 210 code for a protein of 69 amino acids. NCBI's taxonomy places the organism in Eukaryota, Metazoa, Platyhelminthes, Cestoda, Cyclophyllidea, Taeniidae. The record is from RefSeq and is a predicted model, not a curated record.